Alternaria hordeiaustralica is the source of this 1803-nucleotide messenger RNA. RefSeq lists its product as uncharacterized. The coding region runs from base 1 to 1803 and encodes 600 amino acids. The record is from RefSeq and is a predicted model, not a curated record. NCBI's taxonomy places the organism in Eukaryota, Fungi, Ascomycota, Dothideomycetes, Pleosporales, Pleosporaceae. The transcript has 2 exons.
AUGUCCCAACGCAGGCGCUAUACAUCUCGUACCGACGAAGAGAUUCGCAAAGAGAUGGAUCCCGGACACGUUCCAUAUCGUAUGGGCUGGCCGACACUUGCACCUCUGCCGAUGGACACCGACAUAGAUGCGAGAUGGAUGAUACCAGGCUCAUAUCAGAUACUGCAUGAUGUGCAAGACAUUCUGAUAGCACAUGGCUUGCUACGUGGGACUACCGCGUUCCACUUUGCGUUCCGAGUUCCUCGGGAUGCUACUGAGGAGAACGACAAUAUUGCGCAUUUGACGCUCUUCAUACGGGUCGACAUGUUGAAGCACGCUCAUCAGGACAUUGAAGAUGCUAUCAUCAAGAUCAGAGCUAGCUUCCGCGAUAAUUCCUGGACUGAGGAUAUCCAAAUCGAGUGUAUAGACUAUCGAGCAAGGCACUCCUCCGGCAUGAUGUCUUUCCCUAUCCGCCAUGAUGAGUAUGACAUACACCAGCAAUGGGAAGCUAUAUCUCCAGAUGUUUUGUCUUUGCUGAGCAAGCAUGAAUGGCUCUCAGUGGAGAUUCUGCAUCGAGGAUUGAUCGACGAGCGCCAGGAAUGUUCACCAACAAUUGUCAUCACCACACCGACUGCGCGCAAUCCCAAAUGGUUCGACAUUGUGGUGCCUUCGAUGAUGGCUGAGAUUGCCAAGAGAGCUCCCGAAUUCGGCAUCGAAAUACUGUGUGGGAAGACGAUGCUGGGAACAAAGAGGCGAAAUAGCUUGACCGACAGCGUCAACGGCUCAUCCUACGCCAAAAUAGCCGAUAUGGGAUCCUCUCUUGGAAUUUCGGGUGAUGAGAAAGGUUGCAGUACUUUGGGUGGAUCUGUGACCCUGUCCGGCGGCAUUCGAUGCGGAUUAACGAGCUGGCACGGCGUCCGCGAUGCACGCCUUGACAGCAUCAUCUCCAACAUAGCCAACAAGGCUCUAGGUGUCGAUGACAAGACUCUAGCCGACACGCCUCAAGCCAUGGUAUCUCCAGCGACGCUCGACCAUCACGGCUACCUCGAAAUGCUGCAAAAUCAUAUCACACUUUAUCAUACUUACGCUGCUAACGGAGAUGCGAAAUGCAAGAUGUUGCACGAAGAGAAGAGUGAAGAGCAUAAGAAAUGCGAAAGCUUCGACCGGCGUAUUGGCUACGUUUACGCAGGCUCAGACCGUCGAACUGUCAAGGCCAACAAGUACGCAUCGGAUCCGGACACUGGCCGAUCCAAAGAGAAGAUGAAGGCGACGGAACCUACGCUCGUCUUCCCACUCGACUGGGCGUUAAUUCGUAUGGACGAUACGACAAAACGCGACGUUACCAACAGACUACCUGAUGUUUACUCUAACAAGACGAUACUUGUCCCAACACAGCAGUGCAGGCAAUGGUCAACCUUCAAUGCCAACAAAGAAGAAGUGCACGUUGCCAAAUACGGGCGCACGAGUGGCUGGACGGCCGGCACCAUCAACGCCUGCAUGAUCAUCAUCAACCCUGAUGCAGACGAUGAGAUCUCGGGUGAUAAUGGCAUAGAUGCGAAAAAUGUGGCUGCAUGUUUUGGCGUGGUUAGCAGUGACGAGAGGAGGGACUUCUGCGAGUUUGGUGACAAUGGCAGUGUAGUAUUGCACGAGGGAUCAGGCACACAGCUCGGUCUGCUCUUUGGAGUGACUAGUACUGGACAAGGAAUGUUUCUUCCUAUGGACGUCGUGUUUGAGGAUAUUAAGAGGGUCACUGGUAAAAAUGUUGUCAACCCGUCUUAUGUCGCUCCGCAGGCUGUGAGACUUGCUCCGCGCGAUCUAACUUAA